CUUUGGAACGCAUGCGCAGUUCUCGUGAAAUGUACGCAGCUACUGACCCGGUUGAGAGGCGAAGAUGGUGCUGAUUAAGGAAUUCCGUAUUGUGCUACCAUGUUCAGUAGAAGAGUAUCAGGUUGGACAGCUUUAUGCUGUGGCAGAAGCUAGCAAAAAUGAAACCGGAGGUGGUGAAGGGAUUGAAGUUCUGAAAAAUGAACCAUAUGAAACUGAAAAUGAGAAAGGACAAUAUACACACAAAAUCUACCAUUUGAAUAGUAAAGUUCCUGGAUAUGUGAAGGUGUUUGCACCGCAAGGAUCCUUAGUAUUUCACGAGAAGGCUUGGAAUGCAUAUCCAUACUGUAGAACAAUUGUGACGAAUGAAUAUAUGAAAGACGACUUCUUUAUAAAAAUAGAAACAUGGCACAAACCAGAUAUGGGCACCAUUGAAAAUGUGCAUGGAUUAGAUGAAGAUACUUGGAAAUCUGUAGAUGUUGUUCACAUUGACAUUGCAGAUAGGAGUCAAGUGGAGCCCGGAGAUUACAAAGCUACUGAAGACCCAUCUUUGUUUCACUCCAGUAAAACUGGCCGAGGACCACUGGGACCUAAUUGGAAGAAAGAGCUCUCCUGUAACCAAGAGUGUCCAAGGAUGUGUGCCUACAAGCUGGUGACUAUUAAAUUUAAAUGGUGGGGUCUACAGAACAGAAUAGAGAACUUUAUCCAAAAGCAAGAAAAAAGGAUUUUUACCAAUUUCAAUCGUCAGUUGUUUUGCUGGAUUGACCAAUGGGUAGACUUAAAUAUGGAUGACAUACGAAGGAUGGAAGAUGAAACACAGAGGGAGCUAGAUGAGCUCCGUAAUCAAGGUGAAGUGAGAGGGACCAGUGCUGCCAAUGAUGACUGAAGCUGGAAUCACAUGAAUAUUUUGUUCUUUGUCACACACACUAGCAUUUACCAUUAAUCCAGAUGCACUAGGACUGUUCUCAUCUGGAGCUUUCAGAGCUACAAUAUUUUUUAUUUGUGUAGAUUACCGGAAGCAAAACUUAAAAAAAAGUAUGAUUUUCAGGCGAGAGAAGAAAAACUCAUUGAUAGCAAAGUUUCAUUUACAAUGUUUCAUUUUUUUUUGUUUUGACUAUGAUUUACUUUUUUUGAGGGUUCUUUUGGACUGUGUUUUCCUUUUGGCUGAUUAGAUUGCUGUGUCUGUUGCCUUCUUGUCUUAGAUUCUCCCAUUCUUUUUUUUAAAUAUUUGUGUGAUAUAAAUUGAAAUGAUUGUAUCAUCAGAUGUCCUUCUAUAUCACUGUUGCAGUAUUCCUUACAAUAGGGAUUUCCUGCCAAUGGUAGCCUGAUGUCCAGCCCGCAUACCAAAACUUUAGGUUGUAAUAGGAGCAUUGUGCAUCACAUGUAUGCUCCCCAUGCAUGGUGUAUGGCAUAAAGGUGACAUAUGGAUGCACCAUCCUCAGAACUUCUUUGCCAUCAGUCUGAACGUCAUCUUCGAUUGUUGGUCUGAACACUCAUUUGUCUGCUGGUUACCAAGCCAUUUUUCCACUAAGUUAUCUUCGUUUAUUUUGUGGUUGUUGGUUUCAUGUCAUCCAAAUAGGGGAAAUGCCAGUGGGGGAGACAGAUUCCCCAUAAGAACCAUCAUGAGCAGCGCUUGUUUUGCUUAGGUGCUUCUCACGACCAUACGUCUUGUCCUAUUUGUCAAGUGUUUGUACAAGAGACCUUGCAUAGUCAUCUCUCCUCUUUAACUAUUUACUUAAAGAACCAGCAUCUUAAAUUGUUAGCUGAGGGUAAUAUGGAGGAAUUGUCACAGCCCAAGGGUCAGCCAUCCGUGAAGAAGAAGGCCAAGAAAGCUAAGUCUGAUUCUUUGGCUGUACUUCCUCCACUGGAUGCAUCUCUUGAAGCUGGUAAAAGCCCAGAAAACCACCCAUUUUUUAAAGUCAUAUUCCUCUGCAGUGGCCUUUUCAGAGGCAGGCAUGGAUUUGGUUUCUCCCACAUCCCCAGAGGCACUGAAAACAUCUGUUUCAUAUGCUCAAGUGGAAUCACAGCUGAUUGUGGCCUAAGAGUGUUCUGCAAAUCCAUGUUAGAGAGGAGAUUUCCACUAUGCAUAUGGUGUGUUGUACAUCCCCUUGAAAAAGAAUCAGAAAACUAAGCCACUCUGAUGACCCUUCCAUUAUUUUUGUUGCUUCUGAUAAACAUUCUAAACUGUUGCCUUCUACAAAGCUGCUCCCCUCUGACAAGGACAGCAGAACUGCAGAAAGGUUGAGUAAGAAAGUAUAUACUUCUGCUACUCUGGCCUUUAGGGCUGUGAAUUAUCAGACACACGACCAAGUUUCAGAGGAAUUACCCUACUACACCUGACUUUGUCCACAGCCUUACCGUCCUCCAGAAGGUGAAAAGGGCGGUAGAAAGGCUCCUCCUGCUAAGUCUACUCAAACUCCUACAGCUCAGAAGCCUCCUUUUCCAGACAAGUCAGGUUCUUUCUGACUAUCCUUGUCCCUCACUUCUCAGUCACAUCCCUGUUUCUCUUCAUCUUUCCAUGUCCCUUCCAGUUUAAAUAUCACUCUGGAUUCUUGGGUUCUCCAUCAUUCACCAGGGAUAUUACAUGAUUUAGAAAUAUCUUCCUCCAUUUUUGGUCAUUCCUCAACCUCCUCAGGAACGGCUGCCCUUUUUUCCAGAGGUGUUUCGGAACCUUUUGACUCAAGGAACAACCCAGGAGGUUCCAGCUCCUCAAAAGGGGAAGGGAUUUUACUCCAGAAUGUUUCUGGUUUCCAGGAAAGAAGGCACCAGGAGACCCAUUCUGGAUCUUUCUCAGCCCAAUACCGUUUUGAAGGUUACUUCCUUUCAGAUGUUAUCCCAUCAGCCCUUGUUUCCUCUUCUUCCUCAGGGUUUCCUGGAUCUCAAGGAUGCCUACCUCCAUAUUCAUAUCCAUUCCUUUUUUCAGGAAUUAUUUGCAUUUUUCUGUUUCUUCCUUGCAUUUUAAGUUCUCUGCUUUACUCUUUGGCCUCUCUACUCCCCAAGGGUCUUCACCAAAUGCCUCAAUCCUGUGAUUGUUUUUUGCAGGUUGAGGGGAAUUCAGAUAUUUCCUUAUCUGGAUGGCCUGCUCCUUUAGACUUUGUCUCCAGAAACUUUACUUCAACAUCUUCACUUUGGUAUUUGUCUCUUCCAAAGCCUGGAGUUUACAGUGAAUUUCCAAAAAUCUUUCCUAAGUCCUUCUCAGGAUCAUGUGUUUCUCAGGUGAAAGCUUCAGACUAUUCCAGUGCAAGCAUCUCUGCCUCAUCCCAAGCUUUUAACUCUGAUUGCACUCUUUGAAUCCCUUCUUCCUCCAGACACCAUUAUGGCCAGAGAGUUUCUAAGGGCUCUGGGAUGUAUGCCUUCCACCAUUCCUAUCCUUUCUCUGGCCAAGCUUCAUAUAAGAAAGCUCCAGUCAUUCCUGAAGUCAGUCUGGCUUCAACAUUUUAAUCCUUUGGAUUUUCUGAGUCCCCUUUUCCCAUGCCUCAAACUGGAACUUCAGUGUUGGAUUCAUCAGUAUUUCUUCAACCCAGGGCUGCCUUUUCAAUUUCCAUUCACCACUCAGGAGCUCUUCAGAUGCCUCAAAUGUGGAGUAGGAGGCCUCCUUUAGUCCUGUGAAAGUGCAGAGCCUUUUGUCUCUUCAUCAAAGGAAAGACCACAUCAGUAUUAGAGAUGAGAGUGCUUCCCCUAGCCCUUCAGGUCUUUCAUUUGCUUUUCCUACCAGGGCCCCUCAAAAACUUCACAGACAAUACCAUAGCAAUGUGGUACAUCAACAAGCAAGGGGGGGCAAGGUCUUACCUUUUGUGUAGAAUAGCUCUUCGUGUUUUGGAUCGAGCUGUCCAGUAUCAAGUGACUCUUCAGGCUGUUUAUAUUCCCUCAGAUCAGAGCAUUGCAGUGGAUUCUCUGAGCAGGUCCAUAAUAUAAAUUCAUGAGUGGAUGCUUGAAAGAGGUGUGUUUCUGGACAUUGUCUACCAGUGGGGUACUCAUCAAGUAGAUCUUUCUCCCUCCCAUAUGAACAGCCAGCUUCUUCUGUUUUGCAUCAGAAUCCCAUGCCCUCUGCUUCCAAGGCGGAUGCCUUCUCCUUUUCCUGUAAGGGGAUGUUUCUUUAUGCCUUCCCUCCCCUUCCUCUCAUACUAUUUGUCCUGUUCAAGAACAGGGUGCUCCCAAAAUCUUGUUGGUGACUCCCUUUUGGCCCAUUCAGCAUUGGUUCCCUCUUCUGCAUUUAGCCAAGGGCACUCAUCACAAGUUGCCUCACAGGGUGGACAUACACAAAACAAGGGGUCUCUCAUCCAUCCCCACCUGACCUCUCUUCCACUGACACUGAGGGUGAUAGCUUCUUGAUCCCCUUUAGGCACAUUUUUUAUGAGGACAUGCUUUGUGUUCUGCAGGAGGCCAGGCAACCCCCUACCAGAAAGUCUUAUUUAUCCAAAUUGAAUAGAUUUUCUUUCUGGUGUCUUUCUCAUAACCUUGAUCCACUUUCCUUUGGUUUUCUUAUUUGUGUGAAUUGCUAGCUGCUGGAAUGGCAUACUCUUCUGUUAAAGCCCACCUGUCAGCUAUUUCCACUUGUCUGUCUUUGACUUCCCCUUUGGCUUCUAGAUUCUGGGUUAAACAAUUUCUUGAAGGCAUCUUUCAUAUAAGGCCUCCAAGGAAACCUAUUCCCCCUUCCUGGGACCUUUUUUGUUUUGUUACAAAAAUUGA
Protopterus annectens (West African lungfish) is the source of this 4686-nucleotide messenger RNA. RefSeq names its product phosphatidylinositol transfer protein beta (gene PITPNB). The transcript has 11 exons. Gene Ontology annotation, biological process: phospholipid transport. The coding region runs from base 65 to 883 and encodes 272 amino acids. NCBI's taxonomy places the organism in Eukaryota, Metazoa, Chordata, Ceratodontiformes, Protopteridae. Gene Ontology annotation, cellular component: cytoplasm. The record is from RefSeq and is a predicted model, not a curated record. Gene Ontology annotation, molecular function: phosphatidylinositol binding; phosphatidylcholine intramembrane carrier activity; phosphatidylinositol transfer activity.